Messenger RNA from Amphiprion ocellaris (clown anemonefish), 3534 nucleotides. RefSeq names its product phosducin-like (gene pdcl). Bases 301 to 3030 code for a protein of 909 amino acids. The record is from RefSeq and is a predicted model, not a curated record. Gene Ontology annotation, cellular component: neuron projection; cytoplasm. Gene Ontology annotation, molecular function: prostaglandin-endoperoxide synthase activity; oxidoreductase activity, acting on single donors with incorporation of molecular oxygen, incorporation of two atoms of oxygen; peroxidase activity. Gene Ontology annotation, biological process: response to oxidative stress; cyclooxygenase pathway; regulation of G protein-coupled receptor signaling pathway. The transcript has 14 exons. Lineage: Eukaryota; Metazoa; Chordata; Actinopteri; Pomacentridae.
GAACACCAGCAGGAGGCGAUAAAGAACGUGAAACCUGUGCUUGGCUGAAGUCACCGUCCCACUUUCCCUUUCCCCCUCUGACAGUAGGUAAAGGCGCAGUGCGGCGGAGCUGCAGCACUCACAGACUGGAGUUAACCUGUUGGACUGCUGCUGCUCUGUCACCGUCUCUUCUGUCUGCAGCUGGAUCUCCCCCUCACAACUCCGAACCGACCGGCAUCUCCUGCAAAAGGCUGGAUUGUUGCACUUUCUCCUACUGUUUUAUGAGUUGGAAUGAAAUUCUCCUGAACUGAGGCUGCUGUAAUGAGAGCCUCUGUCCUAGGAUCAGUUUGCGCUCUUCUCUUGCUGCUGCGGGAGCCUGUGUGUCGGGGGGAUGAGGUUACCUCCAGCACAGUGAACCCAUGCUGUUAUUUCCCCUGUCAGCACUGGGGUGUGUGUGUUCGCUAUGGUGAGGGCAAGUAUGAGUGUGACUGCACUCGCACCGGCUUCUACGGUGAAAACUGCACAGUCCCUGAGUUUUGGACCAGAGUGCGUCAGUUCCUCAAACCCGGCCCAGAUGUGGUGCAUUACAUUCUCACCCAUUUCCGCUGGCUGUGGGACAUCAUCAACUACACCUUCCUACGGGACGUCCUCAUGCGGCUGGUUUUGACAGUGAGGUCCAACCUAAUACCCACCCCUCCAACCUUCAACUCGAAAUAUGGCUACCUCAGCUGGGAGUCCUACUAUAAUCUGAGCUACUACACUCGGCUUCUGCCCCCGGUGCCCGAGGACUGCCCCACACCUAUAGGGGUCAAAGGCAUGUCUGGGCUACCUGACCCUGAGCUGCUGGUCGACACGCUUCUGAAGAGAAGGACGUUCAGAGCCGACCCCCAGGGCUCCAACCUCAUGUUCGCCUUUUUCGCACAACAUUUCACCCACCAGUUCUUCAAGACCUUCAAUCGCAUGGGCCUGGGCUACACCAAGGCACUGGCACAUGGGGUGGAUGCAGGACACGUUUAUGGAGACAACCUGGAACGUCAACUCCAGCUGAGGAUUCACAAAGAUGGAAAACUUAAAUAUCAGUUAAUUGAUGGAGAGAUGUACCCUCCCUCUGUAGCUGAAGCAUCCGUUAAGAUGAGCUACCCUCCUGGAGUCCCUGUGGACCAGCAGAUGGCCAUCGGGCAGGAAGUGUUUGGACUUCUUCCUGGUUUAGGACUAUACGCCACCCUGUGGCUGAGGGAGCACAACAGAGUCUGUGACAUCCUGAAAGCAGAGCAUCCCACCUGGGACGAUGAGCAGCUUUUCCAGACCACACGGCUCAUCAUCAUCGGUGAGACAAUACGAAUAGUGAUUGAGGAGUACGUGCAGCACCUCAGCGGAUACCUGCUGCAUCUGAAGUUCGAUCCCACCCUGCUGUUUAAUUCCCACUUCCAGUACGGGAAUCGUAUCGCCCUGGAGUUCAGCCAGCUCUACCACUGGCACCCUUUGAUGCCCGACAGCUUUCUUAUAAAUGGAGAUGAGCUGUCGUACACACAGUUCCUCUUCAACACGUCUGUUCUCACACACUACGGCGUGGAGAAGCUGGUGGAUGCCUUUUCUCGGCAGCCUGCUGGCCAGAUCGGUGGAGGCCAUAACAUCAAUGCUGUGGUGACCAAAGUAGCCGUGGGGGCGAUAAAAGAGUCCCGCCAACUCCGAAUGCAGCCUUUCAACGAGUACAGGAAACGUUUUAACCUUAAGCCGUACACAUCAUUCAGUCAAUUCACCGAUAAUGAGGAGAUAGCCCGCACGCUUGAAGAGUACUAUGGCGAUAUUGACGCAGUUGAGUUUUAUCCCGGCUUGAUGCUGGAGAAAACACGACCGGGGGCCAUAUUUGGAGAAAGCAUGGUGGAGAUGGGCGCCCCCUUCUCCCUCAAAGGCCUCCUGGGAAACCCUAUAUGCUCACCAGAUUACUGGAAGCCCAGCACCUUCGGAGGCAAAGUCGGCUUUGACAUAGUAAACUCUGCCACACUCAAGAAGCUGGUCUGUCUGAACACCAGGACGUGUCCUUACGUGGCUUUCAGAGUUCCAACAGAAGAGAAUUCCCAACAAGAGAAAGAUGGCAGUAACGUACGGACUGAUGAGCUAGCUGCUGCCAUGACGACCCUGGAUGACAAGCUCCUGGGGGAGAAGCUGCAGUAUUACUACAGCAGCAGUGAGGAUGAAGGCAGCGACAAUGAGGAUGACGAUGGGGAGAGAAAGACCAUUCGGAACGCUGAUGUCGGUGAACCUGAGAUAGACUACAGUGCAGAUGGAAGUGCUGUUAACACAGGACCAAAGGGUGUGAUCAAUGACUGGAGGAAGUACAAGCAGCUGGAAGUGGAGCAGAAACAAGAGCAGAAGAAAGAGAUGGAAAGACUGAUCAAGAAGCUGUCAAUGUCCUGCCGCUCUGACCUCGACCUGGAAAAAGACAAAGAGAAACAGAAAGAGCUGCAGGAAAAAAUCAAGGGCAAAAUGACCAUGCAGGAGUACAACAUGCUCCAGGAAGAAGAGGACGAUGAAGACUUCCUCCAGCAUUACCGCAUGCAGCGCAUUGAAGAGAUGCGGCGUCAGCUCUGCCGCGGCAAACGCUUCGAGCAGGUCUACGAGCUCAACAGUGGAGAGGACUUCCUGGAGGCUUUAGACAAGGAGGACAAGAGCACGCUGGUCAUGAUCCACAUCUAUGAGCCAGAAGUGCCGGGCUGCGAGGCCAUGAGCGGCAGCUUGAUGUGUCUGGCUCAGGAAUACCCGCUGGUCAAGUUCUGCAGCGUACGCAGUUCAGCCAUCAGCACCAGCGCACUGUUCAGAGACAGUGCUCUGCCUGCUCUGCUCGUGUACAAAGGAGGCGACCUGAUCGGCAACUUUGUGCGGCUCACAGACCAGCUCGGGGAAGAUUUCUUUGCUGUAGACCUGGAGGCCCUGCUGCAGGAGUACGGCCUGCUGCCCGACAAGCCCCCCAUCGUCUCCAAAACAAUCCGCAACGGAGCCAUCAUACAGAACACUGUGAGCGACGAGGACUCUGACCUUGAUAUAGACUAGAGCCAACAAAUCUAACAUGCAUUAUUUGCUUGGGAAUCAUGCGUACACAGUCUGCAUGGACUAUAGAUAAUUUAUAUAUAUAUGUGGACCCAUGUAGUGAUGACGGACUGAGCCUGGAUUGCCAUGUAACCACUUACACAACCAGCAUCGAAGCAGAACCAAAAGUAAAUGCGCACACACAACAAACACCAGUGGGUUUCAUAUCAUUCCAUCAUAAACAUUAGUUAUAUUUAAUGAGCGUAAAUACUUGCUAUCUUCAUGUUGUUAAACAGAGAGAAUGCUGUAGGUGUUUGGUUAAAUGUUUUGUUUGAGCUGUGACUGUAAACUAUUUAUUUGUUGUGUUAAGACACAUUUCCUUGUUUUGUUUCAUUUCCACCGAAUUCUAUGUUUUCACUCUACAGAAGAUAAAACCUUCAGCCCAACUGGCUUUUAGUUAAUUUUCUAACUUUUAUAUGUGCUGUACCGUUUCAAAUAGUGAGAACAAUAAACUGUAAAGUGUUUGGA